GCACGAUUUUCAGGACUUACUUCGCAGAGGCUGCUCAACAUCACCGCUACGGAUACACAGAUGAGCUUCUGAAAAAGGCUUUGUCAUUGACGUCUGACCGCCUGACCGGCUCUCACUUACCAUACUGGGGGGCUUGACGAGGACGGUGAAGUCGUGGAAGCUAUGAAGCAACAAACAUCUUUCGCCACAUUUUGAGAACUUCACUGCUACCGAAUUGAGACAUGGCGGACAACAACAACCCCUCCGGAUACACUCCUCCUGCUCCUGAUGCCGUUCCUGCUUCCGAUACACCAACGCCAGCAUCUCCUACCAUGGACCUGCCUGUAUAUGGAGCGCCUGCAUACGAAAUAUCCGAGGAGUGCCAGAAAGAGGCAGAAGGGACCAUGUACCCAGACCAGCCGGACAAUCCGGACAACCUUCACAAAUGGCUCUACUGCGAGAAGCACCACGGGGAUACUCUUUCAUAUUUUCAAUGCGUGUGUGUUCAAGUGCCAUUUUUUGGUCGCAAUCAGUACUUUUCCGCCAAUUGCAUAUUGAGGGAAUGCGUCGGUGACGACAGAAGAAGGCUAUUUCUCAAGCAGUACUCUACAGGCUGCAGGGAUGCUGGUAGGCAGUUAAUUGGCCUUCCUCCAGCUUGGGCUCCGUACUCUCCAUAUAAUACACCCUCCACCUCUGCCACCGCGCAGUCGACUAGGACCACGAGCUCUCAACCUAGUACGUCUACUCAACCGAGUACACUGACUGAGGCCACAAGUGCGACCAUUUCUGCGGCGUCAUCGAAGACUUCCAAGACGCGACUCACCACCACGAUCACCAACUCGACAGUUACAGUUAUGCCAACUCCGACGGGUCCGGCCGAUGGGCAGAUACCAAUUUGCGGAAUCCUACAGAAAUGCAUGACGACGAAGCCACAGGGUGAAGCGUUAUGUGUCAUGGGCGACCUCGACUGCAUCUGCAAGGCCAGCAACUCGCUCGAACACAAUACAGAAUUCAAUCAGCAGUGCGUUCUCGACGCUUGCUAUGGCGACAUUGGCAGGGAAGAGUUCCUUGACAGUCUCUUCUACCACUGCAAGAAGGUAGACAAGGAGCUCAUUGACAUACCGAAACGAUGGGAACCCUACCUUCCAGUCACUUUCCCUUCCGCAACGCCAGACUCGACAACCAGUGGCCCCAAGAAUCCUGCGCCUGCUCCUGCCGAUGUCAAGCUCAACGUCCAAUCUAUUGUGGGGAUUGUCAUCGGCGUCCUUCUCGUCCUCGGUAUUGUUUUCGGAUUACUGUGGCUCUGGUGGAAGAAGAAGAGGGAGGCUAAGAAGCUCCGCGUCGAAAACGCUCAGAUGCUAGACGCUAUACACCCUGACGGCUUUAGCAACAGGAUCAACACCUUGAGGGGCCAUUCAUCAAUCCAGCCCUUCUCAGAUCUCCAGGGAACCGGCAGUGCAGGCUCCGACGCCGCAGCAUCAAGGCACGGUACCGCAUCUACCUACAACGACGCGACACUCGUCGGUUCACCGCGGAGUACGACCGCCUUCCCCAUCAGCCCUACGAACCCCAAAAGCCCAAUCCAUGAGUACGGUACAGCUGACGAAGACUGCGCUAUGUCGGCGUUCGUAAGGUACCCCGGUCAUAAGCUCUACAAUGACGGUCAAUUCGAGUUACCCAACAGCCAGCUUCGCGGCAGUCAAGUCAUGCAGGACCAGCGCAACACGCAAGAUGACUCAGCAAGCGAGUAUAGUGCACGCCGACCUAGCUACGGCGAUGACUCUAUCGACAUACGGCAGGACAGAGAAUCGCGAGCACAAUUUGAACUGGCGCAGCGUGAUGAGUGGGAGAAGAACGGGGACUAUGACCGUAACCAGGGGAACAUGUUUUGAGAUUGCAUCUUUUGCUGGUAUUGUUAUCGUCUCCUUUCCGACCGGUGAACUGCUUUAGACUAUAUCCCUGCGACUUAUGGUAGCAGUUCCUGCAGAUGCCCGUUGGGUGACGAGCUUGGUUUAGACUUAUCUCCAUUGACUAAGUCGUACGGAACUAGGCGGUGCAUGCAAACUGGUAGUACGAAACAAUUUUACUUGCGGCUUUUAUGUGGC
Molecule: messenger RNA, 2084 nt
Organism: Alternaria rosae
Lineage: Eukaryota; Fungi; Ascomycota; Dothideomycetes; Pleosporales; Pleosporaceae
Exons: 5
Coding region: 222-1871 (549 amino acids)
Source: RefSeq, a predicted model, not a curated record